UACCGCUUAACGACGCCCCCGUUGGCCCCGCCCCCGGCGCUCCCCUCGGCGCUCUCGGCGGGCGCGGGGGGCGAUGGCGGCGGCGCCGCCUUGGGGGUCCGGGCGGGUCCGGCCCCUGUCCGCCCGCGGCUGGUACCUGUCCGCCCGCGAGCGGCGGCAGGAGGACGAGGACGAGGAGGAGGAGGACCGGGAGACCGCCCCGCUGCUGCCGCCGCCGCCGGGCAGCGUGCGUAGCUCUUCAAGUCCUGGUUCGUCCUUUGCUUUCUCAGUGUUUAACUUAAUGAAUGCAAUCAUGGGCAGUGGGAUACUUGGCUUAUCCUAUGCCAUGGCCAACACAGGGAUCAUGGGGUUUAGUAUCUUGCUGCUGAUUGUUGCCAGCCUCGCUUCUUACUCUGUGUUUCUUCUGCUCAGUAUGUGCACUCAGACUGCUGUCACUUCUUAUGAAGACCUUGGCCUUUUUGCAUUUGGAUCAACUGGAAGGGUCCUUGUUGCAACUACAAUAAUUAUCCAGAAUAUUGGAGCCAUGUCAUCUUAUCUGUUAAUUGUCAAGUCUGAACUUCCUGGGGCUGUUGCGGGGCUUUUGAGCGGAGCCGAGAGUGGGUCUUGGUACCUCGAUGGGAGACUGCUGCUGCUGCUUACUUCAGUCUGCAUUGUUUUUCCUCUUGCCCUUCUUCCUAAAAUUGGCUUUCUUGGCUACACAAGUAGUUUAUCAUUUUUCUUUACGGUGUACUUUACUCUUGUGGUUAUGAUUAAAAAAUGGUCGAUCCCUUGUCCUCUACCUCUGAGUAGUGCCAUGGAGACUUUACAGGUUUCAAAUUCUACUGGGGAUUGUAAAGCAAAGCUCUUUCAUCUUUCAAAAGAGAGUGCUUAUGCAAUACCAACUAUGGCCUUCUCUUUUCUGUGCCAUACCUCAGUCUUGCCAAUCUAUUGUGAGCUCCAAAGUCCAUCCAAAAGGAGAAUGCAGAAUGUAACUGUCACAGGAAUUGGUCUGAGUUUCCUAAUUUACUUUAUAUCUGCUCUCUUCGGGUACCUGACAUUUUAUGACAAAGUGGACUCUGAACUGCUGCAGGGUUACUCCAGGUACCUGCCCCACGACACCAUCAUCAUGACUGUGAGAGCAGCCAUCCUGUUUGCUGUGCUCCUGACAGUCCCUCUAAUCCAUUUCCCAGCAAGGAAAGCUGUGUUGAUGGUGUUUUUCUCUCACCUUCCUGCGUCAUGGAUUUGCCAUAUCCUUGUCACCUUAACACUCAAUGCAGUUGUUGUUCUGUUUGCAAUGUAUGUGCCAGACAUAAAAAAUGUAUUUGGAGUAGUUGGUUCAACCACAUCAACAUGUUUGCUUUUUGUAUAUCCUGGACUAUUUUAUCUUAAACUUAACAGAGAGGACUUUAUUUCACCACAGAAACUUGGGGCAUGUGCCUUGGUUAUUUUUGGCAUUUGUGUUGGCCUUCUCAGUUUGGUUCUAAUAAUUUUCAAUUGGGUUUAUCAAUAACAGCUAUUGACCCUGUCUGAACCGAGCUCCAGAAGGACAGCAAGAAGCAGAGAGGUGCCAGCACUGCUGCAGUGAGUGCUGGACAUCCUAAAGGAACACUGACCAAAGCUGCCAAGGAAGAAGUCAUGCUCUUUUCACCUCUGUUACUGAUGGUCCUUCUUUAAUCUGCAGUCACUCUUCAGUUACUGGACAAUUCAUCUUUGCCAUUCUAAAAUAAGAGUUUUUGAUGAUGUAAUAAUGACAGGUAAAAUGGUCUCAAGAAUUUCUGCAAUGCAAAAAUGGUUUAGGGCACAUGGUGAACAAAACAGAAACUUGAAAUAACUUGUCCUUUCAGAACAACAAGGUGAAUAGACAUUACAUCAGUCUUUUUUGCAUAAUGUGAUAUGUGCACAUAGGAUAGUGCACAUUGUCCUAAUCCUUGAAAGAUUUCUGUUGCUUGACUAAUUUCCAAAAUUUCAGCCAGUUCACAUUAAGAACUCGUUGAUUCCAAGUGUUUACCCUAAUUUAUCCUAAGAUGGAUCCAGAGACCAACUGCCUUAGCUCAGUUUAAUGGGCAUGUUGUGAUAAUAUUUGUUAAUUGUUUUUUAAAAUACAGGUGUUUUAUGUGAGCACACCUGAUAUAAUUUUUUAAUUAGCAGCCUUUGCCCCUCAAGCAUAAUAGCUUUUAGUAGCAUUUCAUUUUGGUGUUUUCAUUUUGCAGUUAAUAAUAGACAUUUUUCAAUUUAUAGCUACUUUGGAGUAGUACUCAAGGUACCUCAGUAUUCUUCCAAGUGAAAUACUCUUCUCUUUUUUUCUCUCAUUCCCAUUUUUAGAAAUCUUUCAGGUUUGAACUAAAGUGUUUCUAUAUUUUAUGUUCUUUUGUGUUUCAGAGAAGAUUUGGGCUUAAAAGAUGACAAUCUGCCUCUGUUGAAAACAAAGGGAAACUUUGCUUUUAUGGAACCUUAAUUUUACCUCAGAUGUCUGUGAACUUCCAUGUAGCCUUCUAUAAUUCCUUAUUUUUUAGCCCCCUGAAUGUGAAUGCAGUUUUCAACACCAGCUGAGCUUUGUUGGAAAUGGUAUUGGGUACCCACAAGAAAAGUUCCUCAUUUUCCUAGAUUGAAAGCAGUGGCUGAGACCAUGGGGAGGUUUUUAGCAUUUCCUUCUGUCAGGUGGGAUCUGAUGGCCCUAAAGUGGCCUUAUCUCUUCAGAGAUUUCAUACCCUAAGGAAGCAAAGGCUGAUUGAUCCUGUCCUGUCUAAUGGGCAGCAACAGCAAAUAGCAGAGUUGGAAUCACCUUCUCUGUUCCUGAUUUCUCAUGCCAACAGAUCACUUGGCUCUCUCAGGCUCCAGAAGUUACUAUUCAAUUUUUGAUGGAUGGCCUGAAGGCACCCAGGUGGUGCAGGUUAGUGCUGCUUCAGAAAUCCUUUUUCCUUGGAAGUAUCCUUCUACCUGGGAGUUUAAUUUAGAAAUAGACACGUGGUGAGGCCAGGGAGCUAACUCAGAAAUUUUGGUAGGAUCCCAAAGAAAAAGAUCCCUGGAAAAGACUGCAGUUAUUUUUAUAACAAAGUUUCUAGCAGAGGUUUCUUGACUCCAGGUGAGCCCUGUAAUAGUUUGGCAGUAGCAGAAACAGCACAUCCACUCUUGGCCAGGAGUUCCCAGCUCCUCUUGUGGCAGUGGCUCCUGGCAGCAUGAAAACCAAGCAGCAUGAAAACCCAGCAGAAAACCAAAGUGACCAUGGGAUGUGACAUUAUCUGCCUAAAAAAUGAACUUGCUUUUAUUCUUCCAAUUCAAACUCCUGCUAACCAGGUGCAGCUGCCUUCCUGCCUGUGGCUGCCCUUUGAUAGCUGAGUCUCCUGGGCUUUGUUACACUGCAGGGAUUCAUGGAAUCUCUGGCACUGUUGUAGAAAACUAAAUAUAUACCUUGUAAAAGUGUACCUUGAGUCAGCACUGAUAGCUGUACAUCAGGAAGUGAUUUUCUGUCUGACUGAACCAAAACUUUUUUGGAAAACAGGAGACCUUACAUUGAUGAGAAUGAACUCAGGGAUUUUUGACAGACACUAGAAUUUAGGGAGUAUAUUUAUUAGAAAUUUUAUGGAAAUUGUUUCUCAUUUAUUAUCUGCUCUUGUAGCAUACUGUUGAGUAGCACUGGUAGGUCAUUAGUGCAGUCACUUUUAUUUUAAGCUCUAACCAGUAAUGCUUAAGUCUGAACACUUAGAUUAUCUGUGAGGGGACAGAAAGUUGGCAAAGCUUUGCUGAGCUUUUGCUCUUCCCUCCUCUCCCUGAAAAAGCUGAGUCUCACCAUGCACUGUACUGCUCUGUUGCCCUGGGGCAGUUUGGUUUGUGUGCAUCAUCUUGAGAAUAUGACUGAGAAAAUACCUGAAAUACAGUGUUAAUUUUACAGUGGAUUCCUGUAGUGCUGCAGAAACCACUACAGUAUUGUUUUAAUCCUUGGGUAUUAUCCUAACUAGCCUGGCUGCUGACUGACUGACCUGAUAGGUGGACUUUGGAAUGAUGAAUUCCAGUGUGUGAAGUUAAUGAGGAUGAAUGGAAGCAAUUCACAGCUCUGCUGAGCUGUUAUUACAUUUUGGCUGCAGAAAGGAGAGCACAGGGGUUUACAGAAUGCCUGUUACCUUUCAUCUGGAAAAGAACUAGAAAUGCUGCUACUUCUGAGUUUCUGUAGUUCAUAACUUAAAAUAUGGAGAGAGGGGCAGAAAAAGAAUUUCUGUUCCCAAAUUUAGAAGAUAUGAGUGUUGUCCACAAUGAAAAACCAGAAUAAUUUAUCCUUCUCAUCCACCACAGCUGUGCUGUGCAAUGUGUCUCUCAAGGGCUUUUCUACAAUUGUGCACUUCCAUGAAGUUUUUGAGCAGAAGGGGCCUCCAGUGUGGAACUCUCAGUUCAUUUAAAUGCUGACAAAUAUUUUCUUCAUUAUUCUUGCAUACAGAUAUUUUUUCUUCCAAAUUUCCAGAUUUAUGAAUUUCAGUGUUUCUACUUUAUUGCCUGUCAUCAGCAUUUUCCAACCUUCUUCUCUGAAGACUUGACAGGAAUGGAUGCAGGGACCCACAGCAUUUCUGAACUCACUUGGAAAGGUUCCCUUUCCCCAGUUGAGCAGGAAGAACAAUGUGAGAGAUGAAAAUUAAUUGGUUGCCUUUGAUUUAUUUUCUCCUUUUCUCCUAUUUCCAUUCCUUGUCCAUUUGGAGGCUGCUCAAGUUUCAGCUGGGCUGUGGUAAGCUGGGUGUGAAGAGUGGUUUUUGUAACCAGCAUGGCAGGAAGGAGACUGCUAAACAACAGUGCUCAAAACUAGGACUGUUGUGGAACUCCUUUCCUAGUUAGAUUUCAUUUAACACUUCACCUGAGAUUGUUGUUUUCCAGUUGAUUUUGAUGUUGAAACCAUUCAUUGCAGUUGCUCUCCAUACAAAAAAAAAAAAAAACCUUUGGACAUGUUUACUCUUACUGCCAGUGGGAGAAAAUUUUUCAGUAUUAUAAAAGUGCUUUGUAAUUCCUGCAGUUUGUGGUGGUGGUCUUGGUAUUUGUGUGCUUCAGUAGUGUUCAUCCAGCCAUGCUUCAUGUGGAAAUGAAAUUCCCAAAAGAAAUUAAUAAUAAUGAUCUGGAUGUAAAAAUUUCCCAGCUCAUGUCAAACCUGUGUGUUGUACAACGGGUUUUCUGUUUUGAGUUCUCCUUGCCUCAGAGUCACUGUGGAACAGCCAGGGCACGUUCCAAAAAAAUGACCAGCAAAAAAUAAAGAACAGUUUACACUCUGCACA
This is a messenger RNA of Motacilla alba alba, 5228 nucleotides long. It is a transcript of the gene SLC38A6, whose product is annotated as solute carrier family 38 member 6. Gene Ontology annotation, molecular function: L-glutamine transmembrane transporter activity. NCBI's taxonomy places the organism in Eukaryota, Metazoa, Chordata, Aves, Passeriformes, Motacillidae. The transcript has 16 exons. The record is from RefSeq and is a predicted model, not a curated record. Bases 74 to 1489 code for a protein of 471 amino acids. Gene Ontology annotation, biological process: amino acid transmembrane transport; L-glutamine transport.